CUGCGCGGCUCCCCGAGAGCGCUUUUGUUGUAAAGGGGAGGGCGCCGCGGCGGGGACGCGCACCCGCUGCUCUGACAGGAGACAGCGCGGUCGCCUCCCUCCCUCUCUCUGCCAGCCAGCCUCCCGCCGACUGCAUGUAGGGCUGCGGCCGGGACACGGAGCUGGGAAGACAACGACCGAGCGGAGCCGCGCCGCGCCGACCGGAGCCGAGCCGGGCCCGGCGGAACCCAGCGCGGCGCCGCCCGUGCCCCUGCGGGAGGAGGUCGCCAUGGAAGUCAGCGCGGGGGGUGUGAUAGCUUACAUCAGCUCUUCGAGCUCGGCAUCUAGCCCAGCCUCAUGUCACAGCGAGAGCUCAGACAGCGGUUUCCAGUCGUCCUCUUCGCCUGUUCCAUCUCCUCCAAACAGCUCCUCCUCGGAAGGCGGAUGCAAUGGCCGGAGCAGUGAAGGCUCUGACGGGGCGCCCAAGAGCGAUCGGCUGGAGGAGACUAUUAAAACAAACCAGUCGAGUGUUGCUGGUUUGACAAAAGGCCAUAAUGGAGUCACAAAAUUUAAUGGCAUGGUUCUUCUUUGCAAAGUCUGUGGAGAUGUCGCUUCAGGAUUUCAUUAUGGUGUUCAUGCCUGUGAGGGCUGCAAGGGUUUUUUCAGAAGAAGCAUUCAGCAAAACAUCCAGUAUAAGAAGUGCUUGAAGAAUAACAACUGUUCUAUAAUGAGAAUGAAUAGGAACAGAUGCCAGCAGUGUCGUUUCAAAAAAUGCCUGUCUGUUGGGAUGUCGAGAGAUGCUGUUCGAUUUGGCCGUAUUCCCAAACGUGAAAAACAGAGGAUGUUGAUUGAAAUGCAGAGUGCCAUGAAAACCAUGAUGAACAGUCAGUUCAGCGGUCACUUGCCCAACGAAGCAUUGGCAGAACAUCAGGACCAAGCACCUCAAGAAGAUCUUUCCUCCAAGCCCAAACAAGAGCGAGAAACCAUCAAAAGCCCUUCUCCCCCUCCUAGUGCUGACAUGGCCAAGGAGGAGGUGAUCGGCAUGGUCACCAGGGCCCACAAGGACACUUUCAUGUACAACCAAGAACAGUCCCAAAACCCAGCCGAGAUGAUGCAGCCCCAGAGUGGGGAGAGGGUGUCAAAGAGCACCGAGCACUACAUGCUGAGCAGCGAGCACUGUGUUGGUGGCCUUGGUGGCCCUCAGUACCCUGACAGGGAGCAGCACCUUGGUGGACAGUACAAAGGGAGAAGCACAAUGCAUUAUCCAAGUGGGCACCCUGUGUGCUUCACAAACAGCCACUGCAUGAACUUCACCAGUGGUUACACUCAGCGAAUGUGUGAGAGGAUCCCAGAAGAUGGCUUUUCUCCAAACAAGAACGCCACUUACUCUUGCAGCACUGGAGGAAGAAUGCAUCUGGUCUGCCCAAUGAGUAAGACUCCCCAUGUGGACCCAAACAAGUCUGGCCAUGAAAUCUGGGAAGAGUUUUCCAUGAGUUUUACUCCUGCAGUGAAGGAAGUGGUGGAGUUUGCCAAGCGCAUCCCAGGUUUCCGAGACCUCUCCCAGCAUGACCAGGUCAAUCUUCUGAAGGCUGGGACCUUUGAGGUUUUAAUGGUACGAUUUGCAUCUUUGUUUGAUGCAAAGGAACGUACUGUCACCUUUCUGAGUGGCAAGAAGUACAGUGUGGAUGACUUGCAUUCAAUGGGAGCUGGUGAUCUGCUCAACUCAAUGUUUGAAUUUAGUGAGAAACUAAAUGCCCUGCAACUUAGUGAUGAGGAGAUGAGUUUGUUUACAGCGGUUGUCCUGGUAUCUGCUGAUCGCUCCGGAAUAGAAAAUGUCAAUUCUGUGGAGGCACUUCAGGAAACACUAAUCCGUGCAUUAAGGACCUUAAUUAUGAAAAAUCACCCAAACGAAGCCUCUAUUUUCACAAAACUCCUUUUGAAAUUACCCGACUUGCGUUCCUUAAACAACAUGCACUCUGAAGAACUGCUGGCCUUUAAAGUUCACCCAUAGGCCUUUAGGUCUCAUUUGUACUUGGACUUGCCUCGUGUUAAACUGUUUUGUGCUAAAGUAUGUAUUUAUACAGUUGUACCACUUGUUGGAGCGAGUUCACAGACUGUGAACAGUUGAUAGCUGUCCCAUAACCAUGCAAUAAAGCUUUGGCAGGUGCUUUCAGCUGGCGGCGGCGCAGCCCUCGGAAUCGUGCACGGCAUCCAGGCCCAGCUGUGCCCGCUCCUGCAGGAGAGGCUGUGGUGAGCCCGAGUGAAUAUGGACUCUCCUUUCAUCUAGGAAAAAGAACCACCACUGCCCUCUCACCUAAACUGAAUGCAGAGUAGCUGUGUAUGUGCUUAUGGAGCAUGGAAUGGGGUGGGAACAAUCCUGUGCUAAUAGGAAAAUGAAAGAGCUGAUUUAAUUGGUCUUUCACUUAUCUAAUAGAUGUAUGUCUGUGUCUCUUGAUAACUCACUCAUGGUUUCACUGUUGUUAUUCCAUUAAACCCGAUGGAAUGGUUUCAGCCUGCACCAACUCUUCACUGAGCGUGUGUUCAUGCCAUGUGUAUAUAAUAUAAAUAGUUAAGUAGUGAGUGUUUAUGGCUAUAUAAAGUACAGAGUUGUGUGUAUAUAUGUGUAUGUAUAUAAAUAGUUCUAUACAUAAAGUAUACAUAUAAUUUCUUCACAAUAUUUUAAACUGUGAAGGAAUUUAAACUUAAAACAGAAGGUGAUCUAUGGAAAGAACCAAAUAGAUGCACUUUGCAUACUGCUGAACUAAUUAUCUGAGCAUUUUUUAGAAAACAUCAAAUUUGCAUUAAUAUGCUGUGUUUGUUAAUUUAAAGAAAAAAAACAACAACCAAGAGUGGCACUAAAGAGGCAGAGUCAGAUUCAGCUUCCAGAAGGGUUUUGUAGAGAAUCUCAAGCAGAGAUGGUUGGUUGUGGCACUAAUGAGAUGGAUUGUCCAUUGCCACUGAGGUUCUUGUGUUUUGAUAAAGGUUAAAUAAGCACCAGAUGCUCUUCAAAAACUUCAGCACAGCCAGAAAGAAACUGUCAGAUUAAUAGCAACGUCUGUCAGAAGAAGAAAAAAUGGGAAAAAUGUACCCAUGGUUGCAUUCGGGUGUAUGUGUGUUCUGUGACUGUUUAUUUCUUGCAAUACAUCAUUUUGCUGCUUCAUUGCUAAAUGAGAAUUGAAAACAGAAGUGUGAGGUUCCCCAUGUCUUUUCUCCAUUUGGGCUUUGUGGUUCCCAUGCCUGUUCUUCUGGAGCUCUCCAUUGGUGUGUGUGCAUGUGAGCGUGUGUGAUGUGCAGAGAAGGUGCAUUAGAUGGUCUGGAUUGUUUUGGUUUUUUUCUUAAAAAACGCCACAAAAACCAACCAAAUAAAUGGGACUUUUUUUUUUGUUGUUUAUGCCAGUAGCAAAUUACUGCCCUUGUGGGGCAGAUCCGCAAGGCGUAAAAUUCUGCUGCUUUUCCAUCUAGGAAAGCAGCUCUCUAUGGGGUUUUUUCCAUUUGUAGCAGGACCUGGCACCAGAAAAGAGACUAAAAGAAGUCAAAGCAGUUGUGUUAAUUAGUUACAUUUAUGUUUUGCUAACGUGGGAAGAAGAUGCUCCAUCACCCUAGUUCAGUGAACUUGCCUUAGAAGUAGCCCUCAGGGUCUGCAGUGUUUGGCUGCUCUUGGGAGGGCGGCUGCUCCUGGCAGUCAGGGCCAGGAUGGAGGGAGCCUCCAGCCUGCAGCACUCCUGCUGCACCACGGUGGGCUGCGAGGAGCCCUCCUGC
Melospiza melodia melodia is the source of this 3738-nucleotide messenger RNA. RefSeq names its product nuclear receptor subfamily 1 group D member 2 (gene NR1D2). Gene Ontology annotation, biological process: negative regulation of transcription by RNA polymerase II; positive regulation of transcription by RNA polymerase II; cell differentiation. Bases 269 to 1990 code for a protein of 573 amino acids. Gene Ontology annotation, molecular function: nuclear receptor activity; zinc ion binding; RNA polymerase II cis-regulatory region sequence-specific DNA binding. The transcript has 8 exons. NCBI's taxonomy places the organism in Eukaryota, Metazoa, Chordata, Aves, Passeriformes, Passerellidae. The record is from RefSeq and is a predicted model, not a curated record.